Messenger RNA from Aspergillus calidoustus, 1713 nucleotides. The record is from the annotation of a GenBank genome assembly. Lineage: Eukaryota; Fungi; Ascomycota; Eurotiomycetes; Eurotiales; Aspergillaceae.
AUGACUCGAUACGGGGGGUUAGGGAGGACGCGACCGAAAAAGCUCACCUCCAAGGCGGUCAUACCCGUUGUCAGAGAGCAUGAGAUAGAUGCCAUUGAAGAUGAAAUUCAAAAUGCCCUGCAGCAGAUCGAAACUGGUGUUGAAAAGGCCGAAGAGUCGGAAUUCCAUUUGCAGGUUGCCAUAAAUGCAACUGCGCAGGGAAAAGUCGUAAACGAGGCCCAUAUCCCGACCCCGGAGACUGUCCUCAGUAACCUUCGAUAUGACGAGCUGUACCCCCCAGUGUUCUCGCAGCCUGCGACGUACAUUCGCUUCUCCUCGACAGUUGAGGAUUGCUGCGGAUGCCCGUAUAACAUGACCGAAGAGGACGAUGUGUUCUUGAAGAUUAUGAAUGAAAAGCGGGACGUCGCCAACCGAUGCACAGAGGAUCAGUUUGAAGAAGUAAUGAACUUCUUCGAGGAGACGGCGCGGUUGAAGCAGCCAUUCGCCGCGGUAGAUAACCCGCCCGUCUUGAGCUUCGCGGAAAUGCAGGAGUCCAUGGACGCAACCGUAGAGGAGACCGUAAAGCGAUUUGCCAAGGACAUAUAUGAGCAUUGGAAGUCAAUCAGGACUAACAACGAGAAUCGGCCAUUGCUCGCCAGUCUCAAGUUUGAAACUGGUCAAGAGACCGACGACACAGAUCCAUAUGUUUGCUUCCGUAGGCGCGAGGUUCGCCAGAUCCGAAAGACUCGCGGCAGAGAUGCUCAGAGUGCGGAUAAACUGAGGAGGCUCCGAAAGGAGCUGGAGGACGCUCGCCAGUUGGUCGCACUUGUCCGCCAAAGGGAACUGGCACGGAAGGAGAUGCUGGCUACUGAGCGAGUCCUCUUUUUGCAGCGGGCAGAAGUCAAGGAUAUGAAGAGGAAACUCAACAUCAAGGACGAUGACGAGGACCUCAUCAAUCAAAAGCCCAAGAAGAAGCCGACGGAGGCUCCAACCAUCUCGCAUCCACCGUCCGGUGGCCCAAUUCGCAUAUCGUCAAAGCCUGGUACGCAAGCUGCAGAAGACCUGCAAUUACUCGAAACCUUCCAGGCAGAGAAAGAAAACGAGAUCUUGCGCGAUAUCAAGGCGAACAUUGCAAAGCAUAUCAAGUGGAACGAGGGCUAUGUGGAUUUCACAAGGGCACCCCUAUCACCGUCUCCUGAACGGACAUUUGAUGCUUCGUUCCGUCCGGCAAUCACAACACAACUGCCAACGCCUCCAUCCUCGGCGUCCUCCGAGCAUAUGAUGAUGGACACAUCAUUAGAUACACCCGGCCCCAUAUCGUUCCGUGAUAAGCUCGCAGCCCACGCAUUGAUGACGCGUGAAGAUGCCAACAAGAUACCUUCAUUCCGAAGACGUAUUGGGCGAGGUGGCCGUUUGCUGAUCGAUCGCCGUAAUCUUGCUUCCAAAUGUAAAGUGGAGUUGGAUCCUUGGAAGGCAGACCGAUUCAAAUAUGACCAGGAAGACUCCGACGAGGAUCUCGACUAUGAGAUGGAUCAGUAUGACAUCCAACUCAUGCAGAAUCGGGCAAUAAUGCUUGCCAAAGCCCGAGACCAGGCACACGCGCAGGCGCAGGCAGCGCAAGCGCGGCGACUGCAGGCCGAACAAGCCGCCGCCCAAAACGCAGUUUCAAACACGGGGCAAACAAUGGGAUCGAAUCCCGGGCCUGGCGCCAUUGCUCCCGUAUCGGAAACCUGA